Aaosphaeria arxii CBS 175.79 is the source of this 1518-nucleotide messenger RNA. Its product is annotated as histone deacetylase. Gene Ontology annotation, molecular function: histone deacetylase activity. Lineage: Eukaryota; Fungi; Ascomycota; Dothideomycetes; Pleosporales. The transcript is spliced from 2 exons. The record is from RefSeq and is a predicted model, not a curated record. The coding region runs from base 1 to 1518 and encodes 505 amino acids.
AUGGGUAAUGGUGCCAAUAAUCACCCUAGCAAUAACAUCGUCGAGGAAUAUCUUUGUGACGCCCCGGAUCUUCCUGAACUGGACUACCAGGCCUUCAAGGGCCUCGCAGACGGCGACAAACAGGAUGUCAUCCAACGAGAAGCCGAAGAGUAUGGAUUAGAGCGGCCAAAGGGCUACAGUGUUUCGUUCCACUACAACCCCCAUGUUGAAUACCACCAUUUCGGAAGCUCACAUCCCAUGAAGCCAUGGCGACUUACAUUGACGAAACAACUCGUCGUAGGUUACGGCCUAGAGUACACCAUGGACCUGUACGAGCCGCGCCCAGCAGGCUUCGAUGAGCUUGCCAUCUUCCACGACCGAGAUUAUCUGUCUUUCCUGAGCGAAAUCACACCCCAGAACAUGAAGCCAGAUGAUCAAAGUUAUCUGGGGUUCGGCUUUGGAGGUGACUCAAAUGAUUGUCCCGUCUUUGAUGGCAUCUGGAACUACGUUUCGCUUUACAGUGGCGCAUCCAUGCAUGCCGCUCAGAACCUUCUCAACAACCAAUCUGAAAUCGCCAUCAACUGGUCCGGCGGUCUACAUCACGCGCUGAAAGGCAAGGCAUCAGGGUUUUGCUAUGUCAAUGAUAUUGUCCUGGCUAUCCAACACCUUCUGACCCAACAUCAACGCGUACUCUACAUCGACAUUGAUGUCCAUCACGGUGAUGGCGUGGAAUAUGCCUUCGAAUCCACAGACCGCGUCUUCACCCUCUCGUACCACAAGUUCGGAAUCGAUAGAACAGGUUAUCCCUUCUUCCCUGGCACCGGAAAUAUCAACGAGAUGGGCCCGAUCGACCCUGCCAACAAAGGCAAAGGCCACACGCUUAACAUCCCAAUCGACGACGGCAUCGACGACGACCAAUACAAAUGGCUUUUUAAGACAGUGACAGGCGCAGUGGUAGAAAAAUACCGCCCCAACGCCAUCGUCUUACAAGCUGGCGCCGACUCCCUCGGUGGUGACCGUCUCGGCCGCUUCAACCUCAACAUCAAAGCGCACGGCUUCUGCGUCGAAACCGUGAAAAGCUACAGCGUGCCAUUGCUCCUCAUAGGCGGAGGAGGCUAUACGCCCCGCAACGUCGCGCGCACAUGGUGUCACGAGACGGCCGUUUGCGUGGGCGCAACCCUCCACAACCAUCUGCCCACCCACAUCCCGUACAUCCAAGCCUUCCAGGGCGAGGAGAACGGCGGAGGAAUCCUCUACCCAGACCUGCACAACACCAAGCGCCACGACAACCUCAACAAGCAGCUCGCCCUCCAGGAGCUCGUCGCGCACGCCCUCGACAACCUCCGCUACAUGGAAGGCGCACCCAGCGUGGUGGUCAACACCAGCGGCAUCACGGAAGAGCAAAUCAUGAAGAUCAGGGCGGAGAUCGAUCGCGAAAUCGACGAGGAGCGCGAGGAUAGACACCACAUGAGCGUCGAGAAGGCCAGGCGGACGAGAGAGCGCAACACAGGCGGGCGUGCGGAACGCGGACUCCGCUAG